Messenger RNA from Racocetra fulgida, 204 nucleotides. The record is from the annotation of a GenBank genome assembly. NCBI's taxonomy places the organism in Eukaryota, Fungi, Glomeromycota, Glomeromycetes, Diversisporales, Gigasporaceae.
AUGUCUGACCAUGUUGAAAAUGAAAAUGGGAUAACCAGCGCUGAUGACUUGCCAGCGGUUGAAAAAAAUGUACCAUCGUUUCUAUAUUUGGGGGCUACCACCACUAAACAAGCCAGAGCUACCACCACCGAACAAGCCAGACUAAACAAGCCAGAGUUACUACCACUAAACAAGCCAGAGCUACCACCACCGAUCAACCAUUGA